This is a messenger RNA of Astyanax mexicanus (Mexican tetra), 3493 nucleotides long. It is a transcript of the gene tnfsf13, whose product is annotated as TNF superfamily member 13. The transcript is spliced from 10 exons. The coding region runs from base 364 to 1422 and encodes 352 amino acids. Gene Ontology annotation, cellular component: membrane. Gene Ontology annotation, biological process: immune response. The record is from RefSeq and is a predicted model, not a curated record. NCBI's taxonomy places the organism in Eukaryota, Metazoa, Chordata, Actinopteri, Characiformes, Acestrorhamphidae. Gene Ontology annotation, molecular function: receptor ligand activity; tumor necrosis factor receptor binding.
UUUUUUACAUGCUGUGAGGAACUGAAUUCAUUAAGUUAUGCUAAUUUUACCUUAAUUUAACAUAAUUUAGCUUAAUUAUUACGACCAGCUCGUGUUAGACUUGGUUAUUUGUCUGAAAUUUACCCAAAAUUGAAUAAGAACAGUAAUUAUAGAUAUUUAAUAGUUUAUUGUGAGGUUACUUAAUUCUUCCUGAGAGAACUGGUUGCUAGCUAACUCCUAGCUAACCUAGCUGAGCUAAAUAGCUAAUAAGCCUUAGGGGUGCUAACCGUUGCUAGGAUACCUAGCCUUAGCUAACUCACUAGCUACAACAGGCUAAGCUAAGCUAACAGUUUUAUUGUGUUUUAUUUAAUUUAUUUUGCUUUAAUGUGGCACCAGAAGAGUGUAAAUGUACAAAAUGAAUCACCUGAAACUUUGGAAUAUGGCCCAUUUCCCCUUUUUGCAAAGCGGUCGGUGGAAGUGCACCGGCAGUUUGAGCGCGAGUGUCCGGAUCCAGCGCUCAGCCUGUUAGAUGAUAAUGAUGCAUUCUGGGACAAAAUCUUACAAACUCCCAGUGACGAGUCGCUGGGUUACGAGGCUGAAGCAGUGAACAUGUUCUCCACUACACCUGUUGAGCUGGUGUGCGGUCACGUGGGGAGCAGCUGUCUGGAGACCCUCCCCUCUCCUGCUCACCUGAUGGGAAAGAAGAGGAAGAAGAGAGGAGGAGGAGAGAGGAGAGACUCUGCAGACAGACAGUCCUCCGCCGUCACCCAGCACAUCAUCCAGCUCAGGAGAAAACAGAGCUACAUCGACAGUUUGAAAGGGGAAAAGUGGUGGAGCAGCUCUGUAUGGAGGGCAGAGCCAGAGUGGGCGGGGCCUGACGGAGAGCAGGCGGAGUCUGAAGGAGAGACACACCCACACCUCCCUGAUCACCCUUUCUGCCAGGAGGUAUGGAUGACCCCGGCGAUGCCGAUUGGUCGAAAGAAGAGGGAAGCUUCAACUCCAAAAAUUAGACGGAAACGACAGACAGAGCAGCGCUCCAUUCUGCACCUGAUUCCCGCCUCAACAAACUCGUACGGUGAGCGUGAUUUGACGAUUCUUACCUGGGCACUUGGGCGGAGCCAGGGGGCGGGGCUACAGGUUUCCGGGGAAACUAUCAGCGUAGUCACGGAGGGAACCUACUUUAUAUACAGUCAGGUGCUGUAUAAAGACAACACCUGGGUGAUGGGUCAUGUGAUCACCAAGCGGCUGAAGGGGGCGGAGACAAAAUUAAUGAAAUGUUUAAAGAGCAUGCCCAGCAACCUCAGCGAACCCGUCAACACAUGCUACACAGCAGGUGUUCAUUACCUGGAGUCGGGAUCAGUGCUGGAGUUAUCUGUACCACGACAGUCGGCUGAGCUCAUCCUCUGGUCUCACGCCACUUUCAUGGGCAUCUUCAGUAUCUAAGUUUAUUUGAUUUUCGGCUAAAAAACUGACUAAUCCCGUGAAGUUUAGACAAAUGUUAGAAUACAUUUUGCAUAUAAAUCAUUCAAAAGUAACAAAAUCAUUCUACAUCCGGCCAAACUUCAAAGAAUAAGUUCUUAUCAAGCUACGUCUGUGUGUUACAUUGUAUUCUGUACGUUUAGUUUCGGUUACACACUGCAAUUUUUAUGACUAAGCGCACUAUACAACUUUACUACAUCCUGUUAAUUAUCAUUACCUAUGUGGGCGGAGUCUUUCUAUACUCAGCACUGAUUGUUUUUUUUCGCACUAUAAGGCGCACUGGAUUAUAAAACAUAUUAUGCAACACUAGUAAGGAACAGGGGUCUCACCACUGGGUAAAGCUAAGCUAACCUAAGUAAACACAACUGUAAUUCUUAAAAAUAUUUUUUUUUUUUAAGUCGAACGGUUAGAAGCUAUUGCUAAUGCUGCUCCGGCAGUGCUAGCCGGGGUUAGCAGCAAUAACACUCACAUCUGUACAAUGAUAGCGAUAACGCUUAACUCAGUUAGUGGCUAAUGUUAAGCUAUUUCUAAUGCUGCUCCAGCAGUGCUAGCCAGGGUUAGCAGCAGACUACAGGCAGAUAAUACUCACCUCUGAACGGGGAAAGAGCUAGCCAUAUCUCAGUUAGCGGAUAAUGCUAAUGCUGCUCCAGCAUGGUAGCUGGGGUUAGCAGCAAUAACACUCACCUCUGAACAAUGAAAGAGCUAGCGCUUAGUGCUGUGGUUAGAGGCUAAUUCUAAUGCUGCUGCAGCAGUGCUAGCCGGGGUUAGCAGCAAUAACACUCACCUCUGAACAAUGAAAGAGCUAGCGCUUAGUGCUGUGGUUAGAGGCUAAUUCUAAUGCUGCUGCAGCAGUGCUAGCCGGGGUUAGCAGCAAUAAUACUCACCUCUGAACAAUGAAAGAGCUAGUGCUUAGCACACUUAGCGGUUAAUGCUAAUGCUACUCCAACAGUGCUAGCCGGGAUUAACAGCAAUAAAACACCUCUAAAUGAUGAAAGAGCUAGCGCUUAGCCGUGGUUAGCAGCAGACUACAGGCAGAUAAUACUCACCUCUGAACGAUGAAAGAGCUAGCGCUUAGCGCUGUGGUUAGCGGCUAAUUCUAAUGCUGCUGUAGCUGUGCUAGUUGGGGUUAGCAGCAGACUGCAGUCCGAUAACACUCACCUCUGAACGAUAAAAGAGCUAGCACUUAGCACUGUGGUUAGCGGCUAAUGCUAAUUCUGCUGCUCCAGCCUUAGUGCUGGAGAAACUUCACUAAAAACUCACCCUGUAUAACUCUGUACUUCAGUGGAGUGUCUUUACUGCUCUUUAAUACCUGACUGAUAGAAUUCAUACAUAAGGAGCACCGGAUUAUAAGGAGCUCUGAUGAUUUUUGGGAAAAUUCAAGAAUUUUAAGUGCCCCUUAUAGUGCGAAAAAUAUGGUAAUGUAUAAAUAAUACAUAAAAUAUAGAUGAAAAGUGAGUUAAAUUAUUAUAAUUUUAGAAGUGACAAAACACAGCAAUCACAUUUUGUUUAGAUUAAUAUAUAAAAGAAAAAAAAAUGCAUAACAUAAUAAAAGCUUUUUUUAUUCAUAAUCUUUGAUAUAUUUAUUAAGGUAACAAAAUAUCUUUACAAAAAAGUACUAAAUAUUGAUGUAAAUCAUAAAUGUAAACUGAGGGCAGCUAAAGCUUAGAGCAUAACAGUAAUAAACACUUUUAGCUGAGUAGAAAAGAGUCAUUAAAGUAUUGGGCAACAGAUUUUAAAUCGAAUUUUAAAUCGAAUUUACUAACAAACAUCAGAUUAGACCUGAAUUAGAUCUGAAUCCAGUUACCAGCAGAAACUGGUCUUAAACUGAAAUAAGAAAUAAGCCCUUCAGAAACAUUAUAGCAGUAGUUUGGUUGUUUUGUCCACCAGGUGGCGCCAUGGUGUUUCAGAUAAUACAGUUUAUUAUUCAGUUAUUCAGUAUUUUGUAUAUUAUUACUAUUACAUACAGUAUUGUCUUUAUACAUACAUAUGUCCUGUAUUUACAUCUUCUACUAAUAAAAAAAACAGAUGAAACAUU